AGGGAUAGAGAGGUCAGGGAGGUGUGGCAGUGUCCUGUGCUGUGUGUAGGGGUGAGUCAGCACAGAUGGAUAGAGAAAGGGACAGUUUAUAGACAGCUUAGCUUGGCUGAUAGAGACAGGAGAGAGUGGUGUCAGAUGUCUCCUGGUGUGUGUGUGUGUGUGCGCGUGCGAGCGAGCGCGCGCCUGUGUGUGUUUGUGUAUUGGUUUGUGUGUAUUGAUUAGGCAGAAGGUGGUGAGGUUGAGGGGAGCUCAACACGGGCAGACUUGCAGCAGAGUGACACAGAGAGGAACUGAGAUGUACCACUGCUUUAACACACACGGCUGAAACCAGGACAAAACCAAAGAGUAUUGAAAGAGGGACGGCGGGUGAGGGGAGAUUGGAGGACUAGUGUGGGGGAGCAGCAGCCAUGGCAGAUAACUAUAUGUACCAGCAUCUGUCCUACGAGAUAGAAGAGGAGGAGAAGGAAGAGAGGAAGGAGAGAGUGGGAGAAAAUAUGAUGACGGAGGAGGGGACAGAGUGGUUGAUAGAUCUGUUAACAGACGUUCAGCUGCAGCAGUACUUCCUGCGUGUCCGUGACGAGCUGAACGUGACUCGCCUGUCACACUUCGACUACGUCAAGAAUGAAGACCUGGAGAAGAUUGGCAUGGGGAGGCCAGGACAGAGGAGGCUUUGGGAGGCAGUCAAGAGGAGGAGAGCUCUCUGUAAACGCAAAUCCUGGAUGAGCAAGGUACAGCACACAGUAUUUCCAGGGAAAAGACCUGACUCUGACUCUGACCCACAGCAGCCCCGGGGGGCAUCGCCCACCUUGAUGACUCCAGGCUUAACCCCGUCCAGCGAUGGGCCGUCGUCGGGGGCAGCCCUGACCUGUCUGAUCCGGGAGGCAGAGCUUCAGCUGUGUGAACGACUGGGAGACGGAACCUUUGGAGUCGUCAGGAGAGGAGAGUGGACCGGACCGACUGGACAAGUGCUGUCAGUAGCGGUGAAGUGUCUGAAGACAGACAGUGUGUUAGACACUGAGGGGUUGGAUGAUUUCAUCAGAGAGGUGAACGCCAUGCACUCCCUCAACCACCAGAACCUCAUACGGCUCUACGGAGUGGUGCUCACUCACCCCAUGAAGAUGGUGACAGAGCUGGCUCCUCUUGGUUCUUUAUUGGAUCGUCUGAGGAAGCGACAGGGACACAUCCUCAUCUCCUCUCUGUGUGGCUACGCUGUACAGGUGGCGUGUGGCAUGGCAUAUCUAGAACAGAGGCGGUUCCUUCACAGAGACCUGGCUGCAAGGAACGUUUUGCUGUCGACCAAUGAAAUGGUGAAGAUCGGUGACUUUGGCCUGAUGAGGGCGCUGCCGUCACACCAGGAUACAUAUGUGAUGGAGGAGAGUCACAAGGUGCCCUUCGCAUGGUGUGCUCCAGAGUCAUUGAGGAGUAGAAGUUUCUCUCAUGCUUCAGACACCUGGAUGUUUGGAGUCACUCUGUGGGAGAUGUUUACACACGGACAGGAGCCAUGGCUAGGACUCAAUGGCAGCCAGAUUCUCCAUAAGGUGGAUGUGGAGGGGGAAAGGCUGGUGAAGCCAGAUGACUGUCCCCAGGAUGUUUACAACAUGAUGCUGCAGACCUGGAGCCCUCAGCCUGAUGACAGACCAACAUUCACCGCCCUCAGAGACUUUCUAUUGGAGACCAUGCCUACAGACAUGAAAGCGCUGCAGGACUUUGAGGAACCGGACAAACUCCAGAUCACCAUUAAUGACAUCAUCACCAUCAUCGAGGGCAGAGCAGAGCUCUAUUGGUGGAGAGGUCAGAACAGAAGGACGUUGCGUGUGGGACAGUUUCCUCGCCACGUGGUUACGUCGGUCAGCGGCCUGUCGGCCCAAGACAUCAGCAGACCCCUCACACACUCCUUCAUUCACACUGGACAUGGAGACACUGACCCACACAGGAGCUGGGGGCACGCUGACCGCAUAGACAGCUUGUACUUGGGAAACCCCAUGGACCCCCCUGAUGUUAUGGGAAUGGAUCCUUCCACUGCCCGGCCCACCAAACUACCCAACCGCACCAGGAAGCAGCCUCCUCCUCGUCCUCCCCAGCCUGCUGUCUUGAUCCAGAAGCCGUUCUAUGACUCUGUGUUAGAUGAUGAUGAUGAAUAUGAAGGUGCUUCGUUGGGGCUGAAAAAACUGGGUGUGGCUAUGGGCCUUAAACUCCGCCCGUGGGAGGGGCCAGGUGUAAGGUCGGCCAAAAGCGAGGUCUCGCUCAUCGACUUCACCGAUGACAGCUUUAGCUCGGCCACGUCCUCUCCUCUCACUGAGACAUGCCUACCUGACCAGGACACACUCAAGGACCUUCCUUCCAUCCUAGACUGGCCCCUCCCUCUUCCUGCCUAUGACGAGGUUGCCACGGAAGCUGAGGGCCAAUUGGCAGACAUGGAGGUUCGAUCUAUCACUGGAUUCGCUGAGGGGAUUUUAUCUCCGCCCAGCGCCGAUGCAGAGGGGAGGGGCUUAACACAGUCAGCUGAUCUGUUCCAGGAGCUGCAGAGAGAGGUGAUGGUGAAACUGCGUGUUCCCAUGACAGCCGGCCGUUCCCUCCCCUCCUCCCCUCUCCCCCUCUCCCUGGCCCCCCCGGCCCCUCACAGACAGAUCUACCUUCCUCCCCCCUCCUCCUCUUCUUCCUAUGAGGACAGACCCAUGCUACCUCCACGCUCCCCCAUCCCACCCCUCCGCUCCUCCAAACGCAUUUCCCUAGGUGAGAGGGAUGACACGCCCCCUCAGAUCCCUCCCAGAGACCAUGCCUUCUCUCAACCCUCCUCACGCGCCGCCUCCCCCCUUCCUUUAGUUCCUCCCCUCUCUGUCUCCCCUCUCUCCUCCUCCCCCCUUUGUCUCCCACCCCCUCCCCUCUCCGUCUCCCCUCGUCAGAGGACAGGGCUGUAUGGUGUUGUAGGUCCUCUUGGCUCUCUAGUCUCCUCCUCCCCCUCUUCCUCUCCUCCCUCCUCCAUCUAUUCCUCCAGGCUCACUGCUGCCCCUCCUCCCAGCGCUUCAUUGGAUCCCCUUAUUGACAGCUCUCAAAGUUCUGAACGCCCCGCGUACCUGGAGAGAUAUGGAGCUGCCAAAAUGGCCACUGUCCGACCCAUGAUGAAACAGCAACCAGGUGGGGGUGGGGCAAGGCCUAACACCUCUUUCAACAACAACAAUCACAGGACUCAACAUUUAACUACAGCUCCCAGCAGGCAACGGGAGAACAGCCUCAUUCAGGUGCAGGGGGCAGUGCAUGGUGUGACAGCAGAGGAGUGUGAAGUGGCUCUGGAGACUCACAGCUGGAACAUCCCUCAGGCAAUAUGCCAACUAAAGGUUGAACAGUUGUUUCGCCUGGGUCUGCGUUCUAGAUCAGAGUGCCAGGAGGUUCUAGAGCGUUGCCAGUGGAACCUAGAACAGGCAAGCAUCCUGCUUCUGGACUCUUAUGGGAAAGUAGGCUGAGACAGACUCCAGGACUACUGACCUAUAACCCCACAGAUCUAAACCUACAGACCAGAAACUGCAUACAUUUCCCUGUAAAUACAGACCUUUAACCCUACAGACAGGAAACUACAGACAUUCCCUUAUAAUUACAGACCUUUAACCACAGACCUAAACCUACAUACCGGAAACUACAGACAUUUCCCUAUAAUUACAGACAUUUAACCCUACAGACCUAAACCUACAGACAGGAAACUACAGGCAUUUCCCUAUAAUUACAGACCUAAACCUACAGACAGGAAACUACAGACAUUUUCCUAUAAUUACAGACCAUUAUCCAGCGAUCUAAACCUACAGACCAGCCCACCUGUGUACUAGAGAACUGGGCGGGCCAUAGAAAUAUACUUAAUAGAACAGACAUGGCUGAGUCCUACGAAGGGAAACACUAGACAAGCACACAACUGCAUGCUCAGUAGUUAAGUUAUUAUAUAGUUAUAUUAUUUACUUAUAUAUAUAUAUAUAUAUUUGAUUAAUAUCGUUGUUAGUAUUACACAGUCGCUCACAGGGUCAAAUCUGAAGUCUGAAUAUUUAUUGUUUGGAUGUCUAGGGAUUAUUUAUGUUGCUGUAAUGACUUCAGCUCUCAGUGUGUGUGUGUGUGUGUGUGUGUGUGUGUGUGUGUGUGUGUGUGUGUGUGUGUGUGUGUGUGUGUGUGUGUGUGUGUGUGUGUGUGUGUGUGUGUGUGUGUGUGUGUGUGUGUGUGUGUGUGUGUGUGUGUGUGUGUAAAUACCUGCUGUAGAUGCUGUUGAUUGUACUGGUGGUGAUCUGCUGUGAUCAGGGAUAUAAACCACAUUCUGCUGUACCUGUAGCACUUUUCAUGACUUCAACACUGAGUCCACAUGUAGUGUUCUGCACGGAUAUAACGUGUCAUUGGAAAGCAUGAUGAUGUUGUUGUAUUGUAGAUAAUGUACUAUUGUGAUGUUAAUAUUACAUGGAAUACAAGUAUAUAUGUGUUGAUAAGUCCUGUAAACAGUAUAGUGUUUAAUGGUGUGUGACAGACAGAAGAUUUUAAGAUGAUAAGAAUAAUGAUAAUCAUGAAGGUGUGUGUGUGUGUGUGUGUGUGUGUGUGUGUGUGUGUGUGUGUGUGGUGCACGCAUGCUCGUGAGUGGGUGUAUGUGAAAGAGUGUGUGUGUGUGUGUGUGAAUAGUGAUUAUAAUUACACGCAAUUAUACACCAUAUUACAGACCUAUCCACAGGGAGGUACAGAUACUGCAAAGUGUGUGUGUGUGUGUGUGUGUGUGUGUGUGUGUGUGUGUGUGUGUGUGUGUGUGUGUGUGUGUGUGUGUGUGUGUGUGUGUGUGUGUGUGUGUGUGUGUGUGUGUGUGUGUGGGUUAGGGUUAGUGUGUGCUGGCUCUAGCUGGUAGUGCUAUAAACUGAUGGUAGUAAUAUUGGCUGGAGGACAAAAGAUCUGUAAUACAACAUGUCUGAUAUUUUUUAAUAAACUGAUUUUUGGAUCAACUCUGGAUUAUA
Oncorhynchus masou masou (cherry salmon) is the source of this 4967-nucleotide messenger RNA. Its product is annotated as activated CDC42 kinase 1-like. NCBI's taxonomy places the organism in Eukaryota, Metazoa, Chordata, Actinopteri, Salmoniformes, Salmonidae. Gene Ontology annotation, biological process: protein phosphorylation; signal transduction. Gene Ontology annotation, molecular function: protein tyrosine kinase activity; protein serine/threonine/tyrosine kinase activity; protein binding. Bases 408 to 3461 code for a protein of 1017 amino acids. The record is from RefSeq and is a predicted model, not a curated record. The transcript is spliced from 19 exons.